UACAUGGCCGCUUCCAACAACCCACAAUCCUGUAAGCCGUACGGCGUAUCAGGGUCAAAGGAUAAUUUCGCGUUCACCAUGAGAACACGUUAUGUACUUUGAUUUUUCUCCUAGCUAAUAAUUUCACGCUACAUCGGAUUCAUGAGUGAGCGUUGAAAUUCGGUGCCCACAUAAACUUGAAGCAUUUAAAAGCUGCAACGAAGUUAAAUGCCUUGCAUUGUUUGAUAUCGAUACAGUUUGGAGUUAAACUAGGUGAACAAGUGCGCGUACAAAGUUACUGUCACCUCAAGAUCGACUUAUUUAAAAAGUGAUGAAGAUGUUUGAACAAUAACUGAUAAGUUACAACAUAAAAAUACGGUGGUUUUUUAAAAUAUUUCUUACGCAGUUUUUUAAGGGCUACGAAUUUCUCAAUUCAGUUGAUUAUUAUUAAUUAAAAAUGUCUGAAGACGAAGAUACAACGAUUUUACUAAAAAGUAAUAACAAAGUGGCACUUAAUAACGCAGUUGUUAAAUUGCCGAUUAAAGAGUACGAAUACAUCCCUCCAAAAAAAAUUCGGAAACCCAUUCCGAAACACACUGAAAACCUCACACCUUUAGUGAGUGAAAAUCAAAAUGUACUUGUCUCAAUUGUAGCUGUUGCAGCGGGUAUUGCAUUUGGCUAUGACAUGGGAAUCGGAAAACAACUUGCUCCCAUAGUAAAAAACAACUUUGCACUCGAUUGCGAAGAAGAAAAUAUAAUAGUUAAUGUAUGGUUCAUAGGUUGUCUACUGGGUGCACUAUUUGGAGGGUUUGUGAUUGAUGUUUGCGGACGUAGGUGGACUAUGAUUUGUUCUUUAGUACUUCUAUCAUUUGGUUCUAUGCUAUCAGCAUUAGCAAAUCACUAUGCUCUUUUCUUGGCUGCAAGGAUUAUAUGUGGAUAUUCUGGAACAGUGUCAGCAAUGGCUCACUGUAUUUAUAUGUCUGAAGUUUCAAACUCUACUAAGCGAGGAUGCAACAUAACUCUUCAUCAAGUAGGCUCAGCUGCUGGAUUACUUUUGUCAGUUAUUGUGGCUGCAUCUAAAACUUUGGAUAAUCAAUGGCGUUCUGUUAUUGGAGCAACAUCAGUUGUUGCUCUAACAACCUGUUUUACAAUUAUUAUAUUUCUGCAAAGAUCACCUUCUUUCAUGUUACUGAAAAGAGUUGCAAAUGUUCCUCGAGUACCUGUGAAAAAUUCAUGGUGCUACGUUUUUGAAACAAUCAUUGUCAUGAUGAUUAUGCUGGCUUUGAGACAAGGAACUGGAAGGCAACAAGUUUUGUACUAUGCUCCAAGAUUAUUUGCACUCCUAGGAAUUUGUUCAAAUAUAACCAAAGUUACAUCCAUGAUUGCCCUUGGAAUUGUUAGAGUUUUUAGUACUAUACUAUGUCUUAUUGUAGUAGAAAAAUGUGGACGUCGAACAGCUCUCAUUACUUCAGCUACCAUUUGCAUGACAUCAAUAUCAUUUCUAUCAUUAUUGGCUACAUUAGAUAAAGGCGAAGAGUUAUUGAAUUUUCCUAAUGAACCUUGCAGCUUUUUACCACCGAGUAAUUUUGGUACAGAAUAUAUGAUUAAAAUGAAGUCAAUUUCUCCAACUGGCUCACCUCCACCUUAUCCUCUAUUACCAACUCCUUUAGCUAUGGCUAUUCCAAACACUGAAACAUGGACACAAGUGAAAUCGUCUUGUGAGACUCAAAAUAUUAUAACAUCGGAUGGGCUAAAUGGAGGACUCAAAAUUUUAGCUGUCAUAACAUUACUUGUAUUCGAAUCAGCAUAUGCCUUAGGUAUUGGACCAGUUCCUUUAUUAACUCUCAGUGAAGUAUUUCCUGCUGCUUACAGAGGUAGAUGUGUUGGGUUUUCUGUUGUUUUGAUGUGGAUAGUUCACAUAACACUUUCAGAGUCAAUUGGAAGUAUGACAAGAGCAAUGACAUUGCCUGGCACAUAUUUAUUCUAUAGUUUUAUGUGCCUUAUUGCUAUCAUUUAUGUAUUUCUUCUUUAUCCUGAAACUAAAGGAAAGUCAUUGAACAGAGUGGCACAAGAAUUACGGAAAACCCCACUAGCAACGCGAAUUUGUAACAAUAUGAAAAGUUUGCCAUCUAUUUGUCAUAUAGAAUGGAUAAUAAGACUUGGAGACAAAGCUAAUCUAAGUACACCUAUAUGAAGGCCAGGUACAUUUAAAUCUCCCCAAUUAGAGGCCUUUAAUAUUAAUGAUCAAUAUGAACUUAUUCAACCUAUCCAAUUAAUCAGUUUUGGUGUAAUAGGGUUUUAUAUGUUUAUGAAAACUGCCAUUUACAUGCAGAUAACUCUUUAUGGUUAAUGGUAACUUAUUUACAUAAAAAAAGAUCAUGCAAAAAGCAUAUAACUUAAAAUGGGAAUUAGAACUUCUUUAAAUUUUUUUUCAAAGAUGGAAUAUAAUUUCAAUAGAUGUUAUCUAAAUUUGUUACCUAUAAUUGGUUUUAUCAAGUGGUUCAAAAAAGUAUCUGUAUAAUGAGUUUUUUGAAACUAUAAUUAAAUUAAAAUUUUUAUUAUAGAAAAGAGCUAAUUUUAGAGGAUAUUAAAUCUCUCAAGGAAUUUGUUUAGAACAAUACACAAAAACUAAGUCUUCGAAAAAAACAUUAAAAUGAAUUUUUUCGAAAAAAACCAUAAAUUCUAUGCAAGAUUACUAUAGAAACAUAAAAAUUCUAGGUGUCAUUUGACAAUCUAAGAAAGUAUAGUAUGAUAAUACGUUUUAUUGUAAUCGUGAUUAAUUUCUCUACUUUGCAAAAUACUUUCAAUCAAUUGAUUACACGAAUUUUA
Molecule: messenger RNA, 2808 nt
Organism: Trichogramma pretiosum
Lineage: Eukaryota; Metazoa; Arthropoda; Insecta; Hymenoptera; Trichogrammatidae
Product: solute carrier family 2, facilitated glucose transporter member 10-like
Exons: 5
Coding region: 437-2173 (578 amino acids)
Biological process (GO): transmembrane transport
Cellular component (GO): membrane
Molecular function (GO): transmembrane transporter activity
Source: RefSeq, a predicted model, not a curated record